AUGGUACCGACAGACGAUUCCAACCUGCUCAUUAUAAUCAUCGAUACCAAUCCGUUUGCCUGGGAAGAGUGCUCGAAAGCAGAGAUCCCGCUUUCUUUAGACAGUGCUCUGAGUCAGAUUCUGAUAUUCAUUAAUGCUCAUUUAGCCUUAAAGUAUAACAAUAAAGUGGUGGUUAUUGCAAGUCAUGUGGGACAAUGCAGAAUACUUUACCCCUUGGCAGACAAUGAGGAAGCAACCCUAAGUUUAAACGGCAAUAAAAGAAAUGCCAACAUGUACCCUCAUUUUCAAGUGGUGACGGAUCAAAUUGUGUCGAAUUUACAGAAACUGUUAUCAGACACGAGUGCCGAGUUUUUGAAGAAGGAUAUGGGAGCUGCUCCCACUAUCACCGGUGCCUUAUCGAUGGCCUUGUGUUAUGUCAAUCGAGUGGCAAAGACAGACGAAGAAGGGCAUAUUAAACCAAGAAUCCUUGUUUUAUCCGUCUCACCCGAUUCGGCUUAUCAAUAUAUCCCACUGAUGAAUUGUAUCUUUUCCGCACAAAAGGCGUCAAUUCCUGUGGAUGUGUGUAAAGUUUAUGGUGAAGAAACCGCAUUUUUACAACAAGCUUCGAAUAUUACAGGUGGCGUCUAUGUCAAAGUAGAGAAUCCACAGGCCUUGUUAGAAUAUUUGAUGAUGGCUUUUUUGCCUGAUAACUAUUCACGAAAUUAUCUCAAUUUACCUAGUCAAGAUCAAGUCGAUUUCAGAGCGGCUUGUUUCUGUCACAAGAAAAUUGUGGACAUUGGAUUUGUUUGUUCUGUUUGUUUAUCCAUCUUUUGUAAAUGGUCACCUGUUUGCUCUACUUGCAAAACAAAAUUCGCUUUUAGACCAAUCGCUCAUCCUCUUUCACAAAACAGUAAAUUGAAACCUAAAUAA
Molecule: messenger RNA, 909 nt
Organism: Mucor mucedo
Lineage: Eukaryota; Fungi; Mucoromycota; Mucoromycetes; Mucorales; Mucoraceae
Product: TFIIH subunit Tfb4/p34
Exons: 3
Coding region: 1-909 (302 amino acids)
Biological process (GO): nucleotide-excision repair; regulation of DNA-templated transcription
Cellular component (GO): transcription factor TFIIH holo complex; transcription factor TFIIH core complex
Source: RefSeq, a predicted model, not a curated record